Molecule: messenger RNA, 965 nt
Organism: Entelurus aequoreus (snake pipefish)
Lineage: Eukaryota; Metazoa; Chordata; Actinopteri; Syngnathiformes; Syngnathidae
Gene: smim7
Product: small integral membrane protein 7
Exons: 5
Coding region: 98-325 (75 amino acids)
Source: RefSeq, a predicted model, not a curated record
CAAAAUUGAGGGGGAAAUUACAGACUGAUCUGCAAUUCUAUUGGUCACAUGCAGGUCAGCGAACGCGGAAGUGAAGCGUUAACUGUAUGUUGACACCAUGAUCGGCGAUCUGUUGUUAUUCGGAACUUUAUUGAUAAAUGCGGGAGCGGUGCUGAAUUUCAAGCUCAAAAGAAAAGAAUCCCAUGGAUUUGGCGAUGAGUCCAGGUCUGAAACUACAGGUGACAACAUUAGAGAGUUCCUCCUCAGCCUGCGAUACUUUCGCAUCUUCAUUGCACUGUGGAACAUCUUCAUCAUGUUCUGCAUGAUUCUGUUGUUUGGAUCAUGAACUUCAUUGACUGGAGCUGGCUACCACCAGACGGUUGAUUUUUCAAGAUUGCUGCUCAAAAUCCCCUGUUAUGUCCUUUUUUAAAUGUGUAAUUGUACUGUGUUUUCUUUACUGCCUACUCACCUCUGUCCCCACAAAAAUGUAAAGACUUAUUUAUGUGUUUUAAUCCUUUGGAUUAAGACAGCAAAUAUUCAGUUUCCUGUAGUAACAUUAUUUUAAUCUACAUUUGAAAGACUUCCUUUACGUCCAGAUAAUAUAUAUUGAAUAGGUUUUGGUGCAAAGUUUGUGUAAAUGUUGCUCCACAAUCACUUUUAUAACACGUUUUUUGAGUCUGUAAGAUUCUGGAGGCGUUUCUAGAUUGCAAAUUAAACCACACCCCACCCAAAACUAUCAUAAAUUCCAUCCAUCCAUCCAUUUUCUACCGCUUAUCCCUUUUGGGGUCGUGGGGGGUGCUGGAGCCUAUAUCUUCUAAAAUGUACAUUGUUUAAAUAUAUAUCUUGAAAUUGUCACCGCUAUUUUUUUCCAGACGCGGUCGAAAAUAAAUUUGAUUGUCAUUAUAUGGAUUCUAUUUCUACAACAAUAGGUACACCUGCACAUUUGCUGAUUGAUUCUGACUGCAUAAAAAAAGCUGUUUUUAUUA